GGCCAGUCUAGACCGCGUCGGUUUGAAAUCUUUUUUUAUUAUUUUUUUUUUCUAUACAGUUAACAAUUGCUGGCGUUUGUGGUUUGCACAAUAAUGCUAUAUGUAGCCUUUAAUGUAAAGUCAAAGUACAUUUUAAUACAUUGGUUUUUCACAGCCUAGAACUAGUAAAGAAACACAGAGAAAUUGUUUCUGUACUCACAGAAAUAGUGAGUACAGAAUAGCCUAGUUUCCAAAUGGUUUCAAAUUUACUUAAGAAAAUUGAUUCAGUUGUCAAUUAUGUGAAAACAGUAUAAUUUGUAGAGACAGAGAGAGAGGGAGCAAGAGAUGGCAUUUGUCUUCUGUUGAGGAUCAGACAUAUCCAACAUCCACAGCUUCUUUUUAACACACAGACUCUGCUCUUUAUGUUGUGCUGUUGGAGAGUGUUAUAGAACUCAGGGGGGAAAAGGGUUACAUGAUCCAGUGAAUGGAGUGCUUGUGUGCUUUCGUGCCUCUAUGGAAGCUCUCCUAUGUGAGAAUGUAACAAGGAGACUCAACACGCAUUUCACCGUCUGUCUGCGUGUAUGUCUGUCUCUCUGUCUGUCUGUCUGUCUGUCUGUCUGUCUGUCUGUCUGUCUGUCUGUCUGUCUGUUGGGCAUUCUGCUUGCCUGGCUGUCUGUCUGCCUGUCUGCAUGGCAUUUCUGGUGUCUAUCUGUAUGAAGUCUGGUUCAAGCUAUUGUGUACCUGUAGUUACUAAUUACACGCAUGCACACGCGCGGGCAUGCACACACGUGUACAAGCAUGCAUCCAUGCAUGCAUGCACACACGCACACACACGCAUGUGUGCAUGCACUCGUGUGCGCAAACACACACAUACUCAAUACUGAAGCAAUUUGGGAAAUAAUGGGGUCUAGACUACACUCAGAUUUUUUGCCAGGAAAUCUGUGUACCGGCCCUUGGGUCCUCAAUGGUGAACUUGUCCUCUUAGCAUUGAAAGAAUAGUUGGCUGUUUCGGAUUUACAAAACCGUAACCAAAAGUGAUCUUCAACAACACCAGCAAGGCCUUGUGUGUGCCACAAGCUUUUUGGGUUUUCCUUACUUCUGGUUCCAAAACACUUUGGCACUACACAGAGUUCUAACUAGUAGCCAGAUAACACCGCCGUCGCCAUGGAGGCUAAAUCUCGGCGCGCUGUCCCGAUGCUCAGUCUGUGUGUUUCAGUCGUUCCUGUCACUGAUAACUGUCCUCUCCGUAGAGACUUUGAUUCAACAUUAUGGUUGUUGUUUGUGAUUAUCUGUCGCCUCGCUCCGAUUACCAGAACUUUCUAAAACAUUCUAGGGAUUUGGCAGUUUUGACAGUUCUACACAAACAUUACUUAUCAGUACAAAUAAUUGUUUACUGUUUUGCACAAUCUUUUUUUAACCGACUGUAUGUAAAAUCUGUUGUCCUUGGGGGGAUUGUACUAAAAGUUAAGUUAAGUGAGCUAAGUAUAAGUAUUACGCAAGUCUUUUUUCAGUCCAAGGAGGAAAGGCCUUUGACCCCGUAUGAUAUGGUGGUUAGUUUAUAAAGCCCCACAGGAAGUUCCCUGACCUAAUGUCCUGUCUCACUGGUAAACAACAUCCCUAUUAACCUUAGAGCAUCUCUGGCUAUGACCUUUAAAGAACUCAAUCUUUCCAUCUUUCACACUCUGUGUUUUUAUCCAACUCCUUCUGCAUUUCUCUCUUUCUCCAGAUGUGACUAACUGAAUAAUUGGACAAGUUAAUCUUUCCUUCUCUUUCUUUCGUAUUCUGUUUUUUGGCAAACAACUUAUUUUAUUGUGAAACAUUCUAAUGUUUGCAUCAGCCAGAGAACGGAAAGAGUUAAAAUGAAAGUUAUGCCUCAUUGCCAGACAAUUUUGCCAGAAGACUAAGUGUAAAACUUUUAUUGUGAACUGGAAAGCUCAAGAGAAAAUAUUAACCUUUUAUUUAUGAAUGGUUGCCAGGCUACCCCGCUUAUAUGUUUAUAUUCCCAUGGUAUAUUAUCAUAUAUAAAUAAUGAUUACCCCAGGUAAAGCCAUACUCAAGCUCUGUCUCAAUUUUAGUCUCUCUUUUCUUUUCUUUCUUUCUUUCUUUCUUUCUUUCUUUCUUUCUUUCUUUCUUUCUUUCUUCUUUCUUUCUUUCUUUCUUUCUUCUUUUCUUUCUUCUUUCUUCCCCCCUAUAUUGAACAUAACAUGGCUGAAAUAAUAGUAGGUGCUUAAUAAAGAAACCCACUAAUAUAUCUGUCUUCUGCUCUGUCCCACAUUCUGUUUGUCUAUUUCCCACUCAGAUUUUCUCAGGAUAUUUUCAAGGGGAGUGAUGCCCAGACCCAAUUAGGGUAUACGACUAAGCUACCCCAAAAAACAGCUGAAUGCUGGGUGACUGACUGCUGAUCCCGCCUCCAGAAUACAACCGACGGCGGUGAGACGCGCGGGCACAAGAUGGCCACCGAGGAGGCGGAGCGAGGACCCGGGUCCUCCACGGUCGGCGCACACGUUGCCUCCCCCCAGCCCACCCCCGCCCCGUCCGCCCCCGCCCCGUCCCACCUCCGCAGAGUAAACCGCCCUCUGGGGUCGCGGCGGAACUCCGAGCAGCUGCCGCGGCCGCCGGCGUCCGAGGUGGGCUGUAACCACGGCGACACCUGGCGCAGGCCCUCACCGCGACCGUACCGGACGUUUUCCUACGACCACGCCAGCUCCAAGGGGGAGGGGUCGUUCUUGGACGGAGAGAGAGCCACAGGGAGACCUCCCCCUGGGCAGAGCAUGAAGGGAGUCAGCGGUGGGGUGGCCAGGCUAGCUAGGAGAGGACCAGAGAGCCCCUUGGGCCAGUUGGAUGUACUUGAUGAUGAUGAUGAUGAUGAUGAUGAAGAUGAUGAUGAUGAUGAUGAUGAAGCCUGGGAGAGAGCUGUCAUUGUGCAUUGUGCCUGCCCGGUUUCACGCCUCCAUGCCAACUGUAACCACAGUCCUGGAUCCAAUUUGAAUCGCAGGUCAAACGUAAGCACUAAGUCCAACAUGAGUCCGGCCCACAGCCCUGCGUCCAAUCGAAGCCCGCUGUCUAACGUAAGCCCUGCCGUCGGAGGCUGCAGGGCAAAUACCAGGCCACGAUCCAGACCGACCCAGCACUUCCAUCGCCACACUCGCCGCAGCAGCCUGCCCGCGUUCAUGCUGGCGUCCCUCAAGUUCCCUGGCUCACCCGUGCCUCCCCAGUCUCCCAGCGGCCCAUCCAGUGAACCGGGGGGUCCCGGGUGUCAUCGCCCCUCUCUUCCCCCCUCCCACAAUGCCUCCACCACGACCACAACCACCACCCCCAGGACGGCUACUCCAGCCUGGAGCGGCUGAACCGGAGGCCUAGGGUCGGCAAAACCUCCCUGGAGAAGCUCCACCACUGGCGCUUGUCCCUAGACAAGGAGCCGCGGUGCCUCCCGGCAGCGCGGGGCAGCACGGCCGGAGGCUGCCGGGACAAGGAGGAGGAGGAGGAGGAGGAGGAGGAGGAGGAGGAGGAGGAGGACCAGGGGGAGGAGGACCAGGGGAGGAGGACGAAGGGGUGGUUGCCGAGGGCGACAGCACGUUUGUGCGUAACCGCAAGGAGCGCUCCACCGUUCUCGUGAGGCGGUUCUUCAAGAACAACCAGAAGGUUUCCAAGCCCGUCUGCACGGGGACCAGGGCCAUCGUGCGGGCCCUGCCCUCGGGCCGGCCGUCCACAGAGGUCUGGAGGCAGGUGGUCCAGCACCAGAGCUCCAGGCCUGUCAGGGAGCUGGUCUGGGGGGUCCUGGUGCGGCUCCGGGCGGAGGGGGAGAGGCUGAACGUCUGCAGAGGAAUGCGUCGCUUUGUGGGCGUCAAACAUCUCAAGGUAUUGAAAAAUGUGCAGCCCUUAGAGGAGCACCACCUUCUCCACCCCGCCAGGAAACUGCUGCUGGCCUGCCCUGGCUGCAGGCCUCCUCGUGGGGCUAGGCCAUCACCUGAGCUCCCAGGCCUGGGCCUCGGCUCCACGUUAGGCCCAGAAGAGUCGCCCAGGUGGUACCGUGCGGUGGGCCAGCACACGGCGUUGAGCAGCCUGCUGGGUGGAGCGCUGCUGGAGGCCACGUCCGCCCUGUGCUCUCGCUCCUCCACCUCCUCCUCCUCCUCCUCCUUCAGCUCCUCCUCUUCCUCAUCCAGCCCCACGGCCCUGGGGUGCAGCACCCACAUCAUGCUCAAAGAGCGCCAGGUCUCCGGCAGCACGACGGGGGGCAGCGGGGGCGUCGGCGUGGCGACGCCGGCCCCUGUGGUAGCGGGGGCCAUCAGCAGGGAGCUGUCAGACCUGCGGUCCCUGGCCCAGUUCCCCGAAGAGAUCGCCUGCAUCCUGACCCAGCAGGAGCAGGAGCUGUACCAGAGGGUGUUUCCGCUGGACUACCUGUGUUUCCUGACCCGGGAUCUGGGGGGUACUGAGGGUCAGACCAAGCGUCACCCCAGCCUCAAGGCCUCCCUGUCGGGCCCGCCCUCCUCUACCCACAAUGCUCAGCGACGCAACGCCGUGGAGGACCUGGUGGCCCGCUUCAACGAGGUGAGCUCGUGGGUGACGUGGCUGGUCCUGACGGCCAGCUCCAUGGAGGAGAAGAGGGAGGUGUUCUCCUACCUGGUGCACACCGCCCGCUGCUGCUGGAACAUGGGCAACUACAACGCCGUCAUGGAGUUCCUGGCCGGGCUGCGCUCUCGCAAGGUUCUGAAGAUGUGGCAGUUCAUGGAGCAGGCGGACAUUGAGACCAUGCGGGGGCUGAAGGACGCCAUGGCCCAGCAUGAGUCCUCCGCAGAGUACAAGAAGCUGCUCACCAGGGCACUCAAUAUCCCAGGAUGCAAGGUGGUUCCGUUCUGCGGGGUCUUCCUGAAGGAGCUGAGCGACGCACUGGAUGGGACCGCCAGCAUCAUCAGCCUCAAAGCCCCGCUGGAAAACACAGACUCAGACUCACUGGAGUUUGUGUCCGACUACCACGGCCAGCAGCAUUUCAUGUCCCGCUCCGGUCCCGACGGGCUCCACGUCCCGGAGAAGGAGGCCACUGUCAGCAACAUCCUGCAGAUCAUCCGGUCCUGUAACCGUAGCCUGGAGGCAGAUGAUUCAGACGAAACGACCAGUCACAGCCCUUCCUCGGUGGCCCCGCCCCCAACCUCCCGGAACAACUCGUUCAGGGAGCGAAGCUACAAUCCUUCCCGCUCUUCCAGGCUAGCCCCUGAAGCCAGUCGGGUCUUGUUCACAGUGGGGGAUGUGUCUGAUGCGGAGGCCGAGCCGUGCCUGGAGGCGGGGGGGAAGGAGGUGGAGUUCCAGGGAACCGAGGAGACCCACCCCGCCUUCGCCCACAACACAGAGAUCAUACCCUGGUACGUGCUGUCCCUGCAGCCCGACACACAUCAGUUCCUGCUGCAGGGCGCUACGGUCAUCCACUACGACCAGGACAGCCACCUCAGCGCCCGCUGCCUCCUCACACUGCAGCCCGACAACACCACCCUCACCUGGGGGAAGCCUCGGUGCGGAGGACCCCCAGCGACGGAGCCUCCAGUCGGGCUCGGCCAAACCGUGUUUGCUGGUCUGGCCGAAGGCCUGCUGGAUCUGGGGGUGGUCAAGGCGGUGUUCCUGGGUCACCACGGGGCAGACGUCCACGCUGUGUGUCUUCAAAACAAACUGAGCCAAAUGACGGCGGAAGACAACGCCCUGACGCUCCUCUACGGCCUCGGCACCACCGACAACAGGCUGCUUCACUUUGUGGCACCCAAUCACACGGCCCAGGCGCUUCACAAGGGCCUAUCAGAGCUGGUGAACGCCACCAGGAAGCUGAAGAGGUUCCCCGACCAAAGGCUGCAGUGGUUGAGGAGACAGUAUGUCAGCCUGUAUCAGGAGGAUGGGCGAUACGAGGGCCCGUCGCUGGCCCAGGCCAUCGAGCUGUUUGGGGGCCGGCGCUGGAACAUGGGCGCCGGCGGGGCGGAGAAGGCGGGCGGCCAGAAGAACAACACGCUGGGAAACGAAAAGACCAAGAAGAAGAAGAAGGUCCUCGUCAGGGGAGACAGCGGGGAUGUGACGGACGAUGAGAUGGUUUCCCGAAAGACCCGGAGCUGUAAGGAAGCACUGGGCCGGAACGGAAUGGAGUUCAACGACAGCAUGGACCAGGACGAGUCGGAGGACAGCUUUCCUGGACCGUUCUCCCUGUCAGCCAAUAGGAGCCCAGCGAUGCUGGCCUCUUCCUCCUCCUCCUCCACCUCCUCCUCUUCCUCCUCCAGCAUGGUCGGGGCGGUCCAGACCCGCCCCCAGGCCUCUCCCGUCCUAUCAGGGGCCGCAAAGACACCGCCGCCUGGUGCGUGGAGCAGCCGGUCGUGGCACGGCAGGUGCAAAGGUUGCUUCAAAGGCUUCCAGAACCUGAUGAUCUCAGACAGCUCCAUGAGCUUCAUUGAGUUUGUGGAGCUCUUCAAGUCCUUCAGCAUCCGCAGCAGGAAAGACCUGAAGGAGCUGUUCGAUACGUUUGCUGUCCCCGUGAGCCGAUCCAGCCCUGAGUCGGCGCCUCUCUACACCAACCUGCGCAUCGACGACCUGGACAUGGGACUCCAGCCGGACCUUGACCUGUUGACCAGGAACGGGUCAGACCUGGGCCUCUUCAUCCGAACGCAGCAGCAGAUGACGGACAACCAGAAGCAGAUCUCCGACGCCAUCGCGGCGGCGAGCAUCGUGUCCAACGGCACGGGCGUGGAGAACGCCUCGCUCGGGGUCCUGGGCAUGGCCAUUCCCCAGCUCAACGACUUCCUGGUCAACUGCCAGAGAGAGCACCUGAGCUAUGACGACAUCCUCAGCAUCAUACAGAAAUUUGAGCCGUCGUCGAGCAUGCGACAGAUGGGCUGGAUGUCAUUUGAAGGCUUUGCCAGGUAUCUGAUGGACAAGGAGAACUGUGCGUCGCGUCACGAGGAGUCUCAGGUGGACCCGGCGGAGCUGCAGCACCCCCUCUCCUACUACUACAUCGAGUCGUCCCACAACACCUACCUGACCGGACACCAGCUCAAAGGGGAGUCCUCCGUGGAGCUGUACAGCCAGGUCCUUCUGCAGGGGUGCAGGAGCGUGGAGCUGGACUGCUGGGACGGAGACGACGGCAUGCCGGUCAUCUACCACGGACACACCCUCACCACCAAGAUACCCUUUAAGGACGUGGUGGAGGCGGUAAACCGCUCAGCAUUCGUUAACUCCGACAUGCCCGUCAUCCUGUCCAUAGAGAACCACUGCUCCCUGCCCCAGCAACGCAAGAUGGCCGACAUCUUCAAGGCGGUGUUUGGCGAGCGUCUGGUGAUGCGUUUCCUGCUUGAGAGCGACUUCAGCGACGACCCCCUCCUGCCCUCCCCCCUCCAGCUGAGGGGGAAGAUACUCCUCAAGAACAAGAAGCUCAAAGCCCACCAAGCGCCUGUAGACAUCCUCAAACAGAAGGCUCACCAGCUCGCCCACAUGCAGGCCCAGGCUAGCAACGGGGGGUCGCCGGGGGUGGGCUCCACAGGCAACAACACCAAUGAGGAAGAGGAGGAGGAAGAGGACGAGUACGACUAUGACUACGAAUCUCUCUCAGACGCCGAUGUCCUCAUGGCCUCUACCGCCUCCUAUAGCCUGGAAGACAACAUCCUGGAUGACAAGCCGGAGGGGAAGAGCACAGCGGAGAAGGAAGAGCCGCCGACCGACGAGGUUCCCAAGAGAAGCUCCAAGAAACCGGAGAGGGCGGCAAACUGCAAGGGAAAAGUGUUUGACAUGGAGUUGGGGGAGGAGUUCUACCUUCCUCAGAACAAGAAGGAGAGCCGGCAGAUCGCCCAGGAGCUGUCGGACCUCAUCAUCUACUGCCAGGCCAUCAAGUUCCCCGGCCUGUCCACACUGUCUCCGACUGACUCGGGCCGAGGGAAGGACCGAGGGAAGGGCAGGAAGUCCAUAUUUGGAGCGGCCCCUGCUCGCAUUAACACACUGGGAGACUCCGCCCCCCAGACCCGCCCCUCAGGGAAAGGCGGUGCAGAGUGCGUGCGUCUGAGCUGGGAGGAGCAGCAGCAGACACAGCAGGCCCAACAGCAGUGCCAGACGUCCCCGGUGCCCAGCGCGCCCGCCUCCCUCAGCUCCAUCAUCCGCACGCCCAAGUGCUACCACAUCUCCUCGGUCAACGAGAACGCCGCCAAGCGCCUCUGCCGCCGCUACUCCCGCAAGCUCAUCCAGCACACGGGCUCCCAGCUGCUGCGCACCUACCCGGCGGCCACGCGCAUCGACUCGGCCAACCCCAGCCCGCUGCCCUUCUGGCUGCACGGUAUCCAGCUGGUGGCGCUCAACUACCAGACCGACGAUCUUCCCCUGCAGCUAAACGAAGCGCUCUUCGAGGCUAACGGCGGCUGCGGCUACGUGCUAAAGCCGGCGGUGUUGUGGGACCGCUGCUGCCCCCUCUACCAGCAGUUCUGCCCCCUGGAGCGAGACGUGGAGAACAUGACCCCCAUCACCUACACCCUCACGGUGAUCUCCGGGCAGAACGUGUGCCCGGGCAACAGCGCGGGCAGCCCCUGCGUGGAGGUGGACGUGCUGGGCAUGCCCGUGGACGCCAGCCACUUCCGCUCCAAGCCCAUCCACCGCAACACGCUCAACCCCAUGUGGGGCGAGAGCUUCCAGUUCACCGUGCACUUUGAGGAGCUGUGCUUCCUGCGCAUCGCCGUGGUGGAGAACAACAGCUCCCAGACCACGGCCCAGAGGACCCUGCCCAUCAAAGCCCUCAAACCAGGUUACAGGCACCUACAGUUAAGAACUCAACACAAUGAGUCCCUAGAGGUGUCCGGUCUGUUCAUCUACAGCCGCAGGAACGAGGACGGCCCUGCAGGGGGUGCUGUUCCCUCCUCUAUGUGGUACAGUACAGAUGACCAGCGGACGUAUCAGAAGCACAGGCUGACGGUGCACGGGGCCCCGGGCCCGGAGCCCUUCACCGUGUUCCCGGUCUGCCCGCAGACCACCGCCAGGCAGCUGCUAGACAUGGUUGUGUCCCCAACAGGAAGUCCCUCAGACUACUUCCUGUGCGAGGAGAGGCUUCCCCUUGCCAAGGAGCGCAGCGAGGCCAGGCAGCGGCCUCUGGCUCCGGAGGAGGAGGUGCUGCGGCUGGUCAGCGGCUGGCACACGGAGGAGGGCCUGGUGGGCAGGAUCAGCCUCCGAGCCAGAGAGGAGAACUGUAAUGAGAGGAGCACGUUGGUUGGAGAAGGGGAGGAUGAGCUGACCGUAGGAGGGAGGGAGGGAGGAGGGGAAGAGGAGAUGUUCUUCGUCCAGGUCCACGACGUCUCUCCUGAGCAGCCCCACACGGUGAUUAAGGCCCCGCGCUCCAGCACCUCCCAGGACAUCAUCCAGCAGACUCUGUCCAAAGCCAAAUACUCCUUGAGCAUCCUGUCCAACCCCAACCCCACCGACUACGUCUUGAUGGAGGAGGUGACCAAGGACCCCGGCUCCAAGAAGGCGUCGACCGCCAAGCCGCUUCAGCGAAUCCUAUUGGACCACGAGUGUGUCUAUCAAGCUCAGAGCCGGUGGAGGGGGGUGGGGAAGUUCAUCCUCAAACUCAAAGAGCAGAUGCCUCGCGAGGACAAGAGAAAGGGCAUCUCGUUCGCCAGCGAGCUCAAGAAGCUGACCAGUCGCGGCCGCAGCACGUCGAGUGGCAGCAGCGCCAGCCAAUCGGUGACGCUGUGCCAUGACGGCCCCGCCCACAGGUGUCUGCCUGCGGGGCUGAAGGCCUGGGUGUCAGAGGGCAAAGAGGGGGCUGGACGUAUCCUCCUGAACUCGCCCGUGAGGCCGCGACCAAAGCCCCGACGGGACCACACCUCCACCGCCUCUCGAGCCCUCCAGACCUGGAAGAUGUACCUUCUGCGCAACUGGAAGGUUCACAAAUGAAACCCAGAGAGGGAGAAAAGAUCAUUAAAGUGAUAAUGGAAGGCAUCCUCAACGCAGUGUAGUAAGGACUCAUUGCCCUGGUUCAGCGCAAAGGAAGGUUUAUUCCCACAAUCUGCGAGUUUGUACGUGCGUUUGGGAGUUCUUGGAAACCGCUCCUCUUGCGCAAAGGACUGCAUUUGGCAGUUGAUUUGAGGGCACUUAGAGGAUUCGGUCCGGCCCCAGAGGCUGGCUUAGUUGCUGUACAGGGUCCUGCCCAAACCCUAUUGGUCGGAUGAAUGGGAUUUGGCUCACUCCGGGGGGUGUCCGUUGAUUGGUUGGUUCGCUGGUUGACGGACAGUUGCCCUAGCCACUCAGAAAGCCUUUCUCCACGGAGCCCCUAGACACGGUAAAUGUGCCAUUGGGCUACCCCCAGGUUUGACUUGACGCGGUCACCCGCAGCUGUUUUAUUUAUUUAUUGUUUCAUCAUCAGGGAUGGGAUUUAGAAUAAUCUAAAAUGCUGUUUCUUAUUAAUGAAGGGGAAGUUGUAUGUCGGACCCAUCAACAUUUAGUCACGAUGAAAUGAUUAAUGGGUUUGUGACCUUUCAAUCUCCAAAUUAAUUUGACGAACCCUGAAUACGUGUCAAGUUUGCUGGGUGUGAACAGAGAUUUUUCAUGAUUUAGGCUACUAGUAAGGUUCACUAACGGCAUAUACUAACUAUGAAUGAGGCUUCUAGUAAGGUUCAGUAAAUAUAUAGUUACUAUGAAUAAGGCUUCUUGUAAGGUUCAGUAAAGUUAUGUUUAGUAACAUUGCCCAUUUUCUUGCUGUUAAAAAACGCACAUAGGAUAGCAAAAGGACUCAAAGCAUUAGUGAUGGAAUGUGUAUGAAUUAGGUAUUUUGAAUGGCUUCAGUUUGAGGGAAAUGGUUGAUCAUGUUUUAAUGUAAGAUUAAAACAGAUACUGUAAGAUUAUAUUCGGCAGCUUUUGGUCCAGGUAGACGGGCUUUUAAGUUGUUUCUUUACUUUAUAUCGUUGACAUGAUCUCUAAAAAGUAAUAUAUAAUUUAACUAAUAUAAGAAAAGUAAGUCAUCGCAGAGCUGAUCAAUGAUCGGUGAUGUUACUUAUUUUCGCCCAGCUAGCGGGAAAAGGCCUGAUGACAUCACUGAUAGGGGUGUGGCCAACAGUUCCAACUGUUAUUCCAGUUGAAUAAAAUCGUUGUAAACUAUACAGCAGGCUUAAAACAAUGUCGUCCCAAAAAUAUUUGAUCAAAGAAUUCAAAUUUGGAAGAAACUUCUGUGUGUGCCGUUAAAUGUUCCCCAUUUAAACAAAAAAACACAAAGUAUUUUCUAAUAAGAUGUCUCUGGGACAGACAUGUUUUUUUUUUCAAGAAAUAACUUAAGUUGUUGAAUAAUACUUUGAAUUUUCUUUCCUAUUUCUUUACAUAAUGAAGAAUGAAAGACUUGUAUGGGUAUUUUCUCAUGUUUUUAUUAAUUUACAUUAUUGAGCGGUGUCGUACAUUUUAUUUUUGUUGUUUACGCCCAUCUUAAAUUUGACAAUUAAGAAGGCUUCCCAAAAUCUUCAAAUGUUGAGAAUGAUUAAAGGUCAUGUCAACAUCAGUUAAGUUAAGUUAAAUUGUUUGUUUCCAUCUCCCAGUCUAAAUGUCUUGUCCGUCAUUGGCUGAGUUGUAGCAUUAGCAUGACAGCUAUGUGAAGCUAACAUAGCAUAACUAAAGUUAUGAUAGCUUAUGUUGGCAGAAUUUUUUUUUAACCUGAAAUAAAGCUGAUAUCCAAUAUUAAGUUAAAGUUGAGCAUAUUAUUGUCUAUGGAAAGCGGUUUAACUUUUAAACCUAUUUCCUUCCCUAUAUGUAGGCUUGUGCUUAGUUAAGUGUGAAUCGAUUGUAAUGUCAUAUAAAGGUACUUUUAAAUACAUUUAAUAAUUAUAUUGUUUCCAUUUUAUAGUGGCUUAACAAUUUGAUUUAUAUUUUAGUCCAGUUUAGUCUGUUGUAAAUGUAUAUAUUUUUAUCCAGGGUCACUGAUAGACAGACAGGAAAUCAUCCCUGAGCCUAACAUAUAGAUGGAGCUCAGACUCAAUGUGGCUGUAGAGUUGUAUAUACACAUAAGGUGUUUAGUUUAUCUUUUAAAGAGUUUUCUUUAAAAUGCUCAAUGUUUUAUGUUUUUCGUAGACAAUCCUCGGGUAGUCUGAUACUUUUAAACAAGACGUCUGGAUGUAGAGCUUAGCUAUUCAAGACUUGAUACCAUUUGUUGCAUGCAUUCUUUUCUUUAAAUGGAGGUAUUCAGAUGAUGAAUUAUUUCAACGCCAAGUAUAGUUUUUCGCCUUUAUCUCUAACUUGUGAAUGAUACCCUUCUUAAGUGUGUUGAAACUUUGUUAAAACUGAGAAACAUGUGUGUAGGAUUAUUUAUCGAAUGACACGCCCUGGUUGGCUGUUGUGUGUGUGUGUGUGUGUGUGUGUGUGUGUGUGUGUGUGUGUGUGUGUGUGUGUACGUGUAUGUGUGUGUGUUUUUUGGGCGUGUCUGAAGUCUCAAAGUGUUUUAAACUGUUUUCUUAAUUUAUUUGCGUAGAUGUGAGGGAAAUCCCUCCUCUGCGUUUACACUAAAAUGUAAUAUUUGUUCAGUGGUGUAAAUAAUAUUUUUUACUUAAGUGUUGGCUGUAGUAGUUACAUUUCUGGUGUUAUAUUCUUCAGGAAAAUGUCCUGCAGUUGUCUACCUGUGUCUUUGUAAAUGUAGGAAGAUUAGGGCGACACAUUUGGAUGGAAGUGUAUAAGUCUUUGUGUUGUCGUGUAUAUUUUUUUAAAAGUGUAUUUGGUCAUUGUGUUGUCCAACGUGCUUCAUAUUGUGACCUGCAGGCUGUACGUCUUCACGUUUCUAUUUACUUGAAUUAUUUAAAUGAUUGAUUAUCAGCCAAUGUUGUCAUACCUGUAAAGAGAGAGUUCACAUUAAAUACAACUAUUGUCGUAGUCAUUA
Messenger RNA from Gadus morhua (Atlantic cod), 12829 nucleotides. It is a transcript of the gene plce1, whose product is annotated as phospholipase C, epsilon 1. Bases 3805 to 9873 code for a protein of 2022 amino acids. The transcript has 45 exons. Lineage: Eukaryota; Metazoa; Chordata; Actinopteri; Gadiformes; Gadidae. The record is from RefSeq and is a predicted model, not a curated record. Gene Ontology annotation, molecular function: phosphatidylinositol-4,5-bisphosphate phospholipase C activity; guanyl-nucleotide exchange factor activity. Gene Ontology annotation, biological process: G protein-coupled receptor signaling pathway; phosphatidylinositol-mediated signaling; release of sequestered calcium ion into cytosol.